AUGCGCGCAAUAGUACAAUUCUUUAGGCAACAGUUGCCCAGGUUGUGGCAUUACGAGCGGGUCGGCAUAACGGUGUUUUGGCUGCUGCUCGAGCGUGUAUUUAAUGUUGGAAAAAUGCGUGAAGGUGCGGGUAUCUGUCAUCAACUUUGCCAUCCGCUGGCUAAAGAGUUUCAACGUGAAAAACUCAGCCUGACACAUGAGCCCAAGGAGGAUUUCUUUCGAUCACAGUGGCAACGUCAGCAGAAAUCGCUCUUAUGGCUAAUCUAUCGCUGGCUCUUCGCCGCCGUUUUCACAGCCGGUGUAGUGGGCAGCCUGAUACAGACUUUCGGCGGUGGCAGAUGGUUUAUCUAUCUCACUGACUGGGGUUUCUUUCUAUGCAUGUUUACCGGCAUCUUUGGCGCAGUGCUGGUAACGAUCUAUCAUUUCAGCGAGGGUAGUGUGGAUGUACCGCUGUGGGCACUUAAAUUUUAUUGGGCUUCUUAUUGGACCACAUUGUCGCUGGCUACGCUUAUUACUUUUAUUUAUUGGAUUUUUAUUUCCCCAAUUGACCCCCAAAGCCCCUGGGCUUUGUAUAACUUGUGGGCACACGGUUUCAAUUCCAUACUAAUGAUAUUGGAUCACAUGCUGGUCGCAUUUCCUGUACGCAUUCUACAUUAUGUCUUUCCACUGAUCGUGGGAGUGGUGUACGCUGUAUUCACGCUCAUUUAUUAUUAUGCUGGCGGUGUUGAUAUUUAUGGAAAUCCCUACAUUUACGAGAUACUUGACUGGUCAAAACCUGGCGCAGCUACUUUAACGGUAUUUGGUACUUUUGUGUUGACAUUCAUAUUCGGUUGCAUACAUUUUGGUCUGUAUAAAUUGAAGAGAUUUAUCUAUAACAAACGAAGCAAUACUCAUCAAUUCACUUUGAAUGUUUAAAAGUACGAAAUGAGAUUAUCUAAAAUAGUUUAGUUUUUAUUAAAUUAUAUUUAGAUAUACAUAUGUACAAAUUUAGGAAAUUAAUCGCACUUAUAAACUCAAGAACUUAUAUUAUAUGUACAAUAGCAA
This is a messenger RNA of Ceratitis capitata (Mediterranean fruit fly), 1044 nucleotides long. Its product is annotated as protein rolling stone. Gene Ontology annotation, cellular component: membrane. Lineage: Eukaryota; Metazoa; Arthropoda; Insecta; Diptera; Tephritidae. The transcript has 6 exons. The coding region runs from base 1 to 915 and encodes 304 amino acids. The record is from RefSeq and is a predicted model, not a curated record.